AUGGGGAUUCUGUCGGAUAUGCGAAGCUACUGCGCACAGCAAUCCAUGGAAAGUCAUCGUCAUCGCAGUGAAGGCGAUGCCGUCAACAAGAUAAAUUCUUUCGCGAUUGCUUCUCCGGACGAGAAACGCAGCAGAGCUUUUGCCCGAGAAAGCGUUGUUGCAGGAUUUAAAGCAGCUGCAAUCGCGGCCGUACUCAGCGCGGUGCCUGUGGUAGUAGCUUGUCGCAAGAUUCCGUGGGCGAAGAGGAACCUAAAUCACACGGCUCAAGCGCUCAUCAUAUCCUCUGCAUCCAUUUCUGCCUUCUUCAUUACUGCUGACAAGGCUACUUUGGAGAGCGCAAGAAACAACAGUUACUAUGACAAAACAGCUUGA
This is a messenger RNA of Linum trigynum, 372 nucleotides long. The record is from the annotation of a GenBank genome assembly. NCBI's taxonomy places the organism in Eukaryota, Viridiplantae, Streptophyta, Magnoliopsida, Malpighiales, Linaceae.